This is a messenger RNA of Geodia barretti, 369 nucleotides long. The record is from the annotation of a GenBank genome assembly. Lineage: Eukaryota; Metazoa; Porifera; Demospongiae; Tetractinellida; Geodiidae.
GGGUACAUUGGAGAGAUCAUGAGGGCAUUUGAAAAAGCUGGGAUAUACAACCAAAACCCUGUUCAUGCUUACUGCAGACCACGGAGGGUAUAUGUAUGGACAUGGAGAGUCUACUCAAGUCUGCAUGUACAUCCCAGCUCUGUUCAUGGGGCCUCAGGUGAAGAAAGGAUACCAGAUAUCUGGAUACACAACAGACAAGGACUUUGCACCCACUGCUCUGAAUGCCCUGGGACUCCAUCCUGGGGAGUACAUGGUCGGAAAAGUGGUGGAGGAAAUCUAUGAGACUUAGUAGCUAUUAAGCACCUCCCAAGAACACGAAAGGAGACUCGGAUUACAAGAACAUUGUCAAUGUAGUAAUGCAUAUCCUGC